Messenger RNA from Plasmodium gonderi, 1128 nucleotides. RefSeq lists its product as hypothetical. The coding region runs from base 1 to 1128 and encodes 375 amino acids. The record is from RefSeq and is a predicted model, not a curated record. NCBI's taxonomy places the organism in Eukaryota, Apicomplexa, Aconoidasida, Haemosporida, Plasmodiidae. The transcript has 4 exons.
AUGUUGCAAUACUUCAAAUAUGUACGAAUAAAGAUUUUACAAGCACCGUUGUUACUCUUUCGGUCUACAUCGCGAUCGUUAGUUCAACUGCUAUGCGUGGUGUUAAUUUUUGUAUCAAGUCUAAAAUCAUUAUAUGUUCAUAAUUUCAUGCUUCACAAGAAUUUCCAAAUUGUUGUUAAUCCUUGUGUUGUUAAGAAAAAAAUACUCAAUCCCAGGGCUACUAAGAGUUUACACAAAAUAACAUUCGUUUUGAAAUCCGCUGAAGAAGAAUUGGAUGAUUACAAAUAUUUCACCGAUGAUGAGUACAUCCCACCAUUGCCCCCUGUUGAGACUUGGGAAGAAUUAUUGAUGAAGGAAGAAAUACGGAACAAGACAGAAGAUUCAAAGAGGAGUGUGGACGACUAUACAUUGUCACACGAAAGCAGAGAAAAGGUGUUGGAUAUAAUGCGACAGACACGUUUAAUAAAUCAUUGCAAUUAUGAAGUUCAAAAGAAUAAGAGGAAGAACAUCCUCUAUUUUGUCACACCAAAGCUGGGGCCAUACUGCAAACUGAUGGAGGGAGACAAGGAUAAAAUGGAAAGCCUAGUGAACAAAGUAAAGGAAAAAUUUGGAAAUAAAGUGCAAAUCGUGAAUUUAAAAAUGGACGUAAAAAUGCCAUUAUUUGAAAUUUUUUUGCAAGCAAAUAUUCACACGCAAAUAAAAAUUUUUCAUGCACGAGGAAGAACAUUACAAUAUAGAUUACCACCACCGUUCUGGACAAAAUGUAAAAUUUUAAAAGAAAAUAAAAUUUUGCAGGAAAAAUAUGGAGGAGAAUGCGCACCUGGGUUAUUUCCCAGAUAUGAUGAAUAUCAAAUAAUGCAAAUUAUGACCGAAUGUGUUUUUAACGACAAGUAUAACUACUAUGUGUAUGAAGUGAAUUUGGAAUGGGAAAAUUUAUGUGCUCUUACCCCUGAAAACAAAGAACUGCGAAAGAUUGUUCACCAAAAUGUACAUGUUCCAACUCGUUUAGCUGUCAUCAAGGCAUUCGAGCAAGGAAUAGAAGACUUUAGAGAUAUUAUAAGAGAGGAAUAUCUCAUUAUGCUUCGUGAAGAGAGAAAGAUGAAAGAAAAUCGAAGAUACAAUUUUUAA